AUCCGUGACUCCGCCCGCGAACUCGUGAUUCCAAGGCCGUUGUGCUCUAUCCACCCUUCUCGGCUCUUUCAUUAACCUUUCACCUUUUCUUUGACUCCUUCCUCGAUCUUACGCUAUCGCCACGGCGUGAGUCUUCUGCCUGGAGCCUAUCCAAUCCACCUCCCGCCAUCUGACGUGCCGCACGAGUCGCUGGCGCACCGCGAGGAUUCCUGCACCAGUGCUGCCUGAUCGGCUUUGAUCAACACAACAAACCAACCCACCCACCCACUAGAUCUUUCCCCAUCCCAAGUCGCUUUUCAUCCGCAAGAAUGUGGUCCUGGUUCGGCGGCGCUGCGGCCGCUCAGAAGCGCAAGGAUGCUCCUAAGAACGCCAUCCUCGGUCUCCGGGCACAGCUUGAAUUGCUACAGAAGCGCGAGAAGCACCUAGAGAACCAGAUCGCGGAGCAAGAUGCCGCAGCGCGGAAACACGUUGCCACGAAUAAGAAUGCCGCGAAAGCUGCGCUGCGACGGAAACAUCAGCAUGAGAAGAACCUGGAGCAGACCUCAGCGCAGGUCGUGCAGCUCGAACAACAGAUUUAUUCGAUCGAGGCGGCGAAUAUCAAUCACGAGACACUCCAGGCUAUGAAGUCAGCCGGUGACGCUAUGAAGAAGAUUCACGGCGAUAUGACUUUGGAGCAGGUUGACGAUACGAUGGACAAACUCCGAGAACAACAUCUACUCAGCCAGGAGAUUGGCGACGCUAUUACGAACAUCCCGCUGGGCGAGCAGAUGGACGAGGGAGAGUUGGAUGCCGAGUUGGAGGGAUUGGAGCAGGAGGCGAUGGACGAGCGCAUGCUCAACACUGGACCUACGCCGGUGGGAACUCGGUUGGAGGGUCUACCCGCUGCCGGAAAUACGGAGCUCAACAAGCCACACGCGACCGAGGAAGAAGACCAGGAUGCCGAAUUGGCCAAGCUCAGGGCCGAGAUGGCCAUGUAGUCAGUCCCCGGCUCUUGAAUAUUAACAUACACAUUUGCGCUUUCUCUCUGUCUCGUCUCUUUUGGUGCGGGGGAGGGGAGUUCCUGUCUUCAUUACCCAUGCAUUGGAUGCUUCCUACCUCCGUCUUUUCGUCUUGCGAGCAAGCCUUGUAUUCCGUUUCCUGUUCUUCCCGCGUACUCUGGCGCUAAGUGUUUUGACUUGACUGUUCUUUCUCUUUCCCUUAUACAUUUUCAAUAUGGCUCAGAACCCCUCUUGGAAUCGCGAUUGCUCUACCCACCUACCUCAUAUGUUCCCGUCUUGACAACCCAGGAAACCAAC
This is a messenger RNA of Penicillium brasilianum, 1295 nucleotides long. The record is from the annotation of a GenBank genome assembly. Lineage: Eukaryota; Fungi; Ascomycota; Eurotiomycetes; Eurotiales; Aspergillaceae.